This is a messenger RNA of Olea europaea var. sylvestris, 708 nucleotides long. RefSeq names its product endoglucanase 5-like. The transcript is spliced from 6 exons. The record is from RefSeq and is a predicted model, not a curated record. The coding region runs from base 1 to 708 and encodes 235 amino acids. Gene Ontology annotation, biological process: carbohydrate metabolic process. Gene Ontology annotation, molecular function: hydrolase activity, hydrolyzing O-glycosyl compounds. Lineage: Eukaryota; Viridiplantae; Streptophyta; Magnoliopsida; Lamiales; Oleaceae.
AUGGGGAACUUUUGGAUUGUUAAUUGGCUUGCUUGGGCGGCAACCACUGUCUCCACCUUCGACUACAGCGAUGCUCUUGACAAAAGUUUGUUGUUCGUCGAAGCACAAAGAUUUGGCAAGUUGCCGAUAAAUCAACUCAUAAAAUGGUGUGGCUAUUUCGAGCUCGAUGAUGGAUAUUCUCAAGGAGUGAAUUUGGCAGGAGGCUACUAUAAUGCAGAAGACCAUGUAAAGUUUGGGUUGCCAAUGGCAUACACUGUGACUAUGCUCUCAUGGGCAGCCAUUGAUUUUAGGAAAGAAAUGAUAUGUGGAUCACUAUUAAAGGGGCCUAAUUUACGGACUUCGCCUCAAGCCCCUACAAUCAUAGGACCGGCAUUGACAACAACAAGACUGGGUUACAAGCUUGACCCGGAACAUCUCGGGUCAGACCGCCGGAGAAAUUGCAGCUGCUCUAGCGAUUGCCUCCCUUGCAUUCAAGCCUUACAACUCUUCCUACUCUGGUAUUCUAUUAGUUCAUGCAAAACAAUUUCCUCAUUUGCAAACACAUUCAGGGGCUCUUAUGAUGACGCCAUCCCAUCUGCUGCUAAAUUCUACACAUCAUCUGGUUAUUCAGAUAAACUUCUGUGGACUGCUGCAUGGCUCUAUAGAGCAACCGUUGAAGAGUAUUAUCUGAAAUAUGUAGUAGACAAUGCAGUUUCUGUUGACACAUAA